This is a messenger RNA of Darwinula stevensoni, 1895 nucleotides long. Lineage: Eukaryota; Metazoa; Arthropoda; Ostracoda; Podocopida; Darwinulidae. The record is from the annotation of a GenBank genome assembly.
AUUAAAUUACAUUUUUUAUGCACAAAUUGCUUUUAAGAUGCUCUUUAAAAAUAUUGAAACAUGAUAGUAGUGUGGGUGAGGCCGCUGAAUGGGAACGUGUUCUCUGUGUGUGUAAGCAGGUGCUAUUAUAUAUGGACUGACUCCAAUUAGAUAAGUACCAGUGAGAUUCGGAAGGAUUAGGAUGUUCAGCAACAAUAACAAUGGAUAUAUUGAAUGUAUACAACUCACUCGUACAGUCUACAGGCACCAGGCAGGCGGGAAGUUGAUAAGUCGAGGUCAAUGGGAAUAAUUUACGGGUCCCUAUACAAUCCAGACAUACAAUACACACCAUUAUACAAUGUCACACAAUCUCACACACACACCAAGUCUCUAGUCCACCAUCUAGUCUCGCCUCCACCCCCUUGUCCUGGUCCGGGGGAGGUCUCUUGGAGGUGGGAGGUGUCCGGUAGGGGGUGGCUCCUCCUUCACUCCUUGGUGAGGUCUGCCGCUAAACCCACAGUAGUGUUUUGCAAUUACUCAUUUCAAUCACAAAUGCAAUCCCUAGUCUGAUGAUGGCCUAGACCUACCCCUAUUCCAGAUGAUGAUUUAGCCCUAUACUUGGCUUAUUAACUCCAGAAAAAAAAGUGUACAUAUCCAAGGCAUUGGGCCCCAAAGUCAAUUUUUUUUCAGAGCAAUUAUUCUGUUUAUGUAGGAGAUGCUCGGUUGAACUACAAUACAUGACAAGAAGAAAUUUCAGUGCUACAGGGCAAGAGUUGCCAGAGGAGAUCCCUUGCCAUUCUGUAGUUAUUUUAGCUAUUAUGUUGUGAAAAUUUAGGCCCAGUGAUUCCCAUUCUUCUGGAAGAAUGUCAAGCAUAUCUGACAAACUGGGUUUGGACUCUCAGCCCAGGACCCUUCGCCUUGGUGAGAGUUUCAAAAGCAGCAAAAGUUCACCCUUUCACACCAUCAGAUAUGACUUCAAACCAGCAAGUGUUGAUCCCAACAAGGUGGCCACAUUGGAUGUUGGUGAAAACAGUCAGGUGACAGUGUCAGUGCCUCAUGUGGAAGGGCGUGGAACAGCACAGACUGUGUAUAAAGGUUCCAGGCGCCCAUAUGCAAAAGAGUGCAUUCUCAUCAUUGACCAUGAUACUGGAGAAAUCACCCUUGAGAAACUUGCCAACAAUAUCCAGGUGAAGAAGACAAGGUCAGAGGGAUUUCGUGGUGCAUCUCAAGCACUGCCUCCCACCAAGAAGUCUCCUGAAAGUGAGAGGUCAGAGGGAGCCAGUAUGUCAUCAUCACAGGAGAGGUCAGAGGGAACCAGUAUGUCAUCAAGACAAGAGAGGUCAGAGGGAGCCAGUAUGUCAUCGAGACAGGAGAGGUCAGAGGGAGCCAGUAUGUCAUCAAGACAGGAGAGGUCAGAGGGAACCAGUAUGUCAUCAACACAGGAGAGGACAAGCAAGAGGUCUCUUACUGCUGUUGAAAGGAGCUCGACUUCCAGGAAGAAGAAAGAACAUUCUUCUCUCCUUUCCAUGCCCACCAUUGGGGAUCUUGAGGAAACUGAAACCAAGCAGGUUUCUGAAACCCCUGCAGUGGGUAUCCUUUCGAGUGAGGACUCCUCUGAUUCUAGUGACAGCAGUGAUGUUGAUAUGGAUGAUGACUUCAUGCAGGAAAAUACCAGCAUGGGGAAGUCUCAAAUGGGCAAAGAGAUCCAACCUUCAAAUCUUCCCAACCAGAUCCUACAUGAAGACCUGGAACUUUCAGAAUCGGGUAGUGACUCGGACUCGUCAUGAGCUGAUUCCCUCUCCAUUAUUCCUCUCUUCUAUUUCCUGUGCAUUUGGUGCACAUGAGAACAAAGUUACCAGUGUCAACAUGAUGGUAUCCUUCUUGCUUGUUGUCAUCUUGCAUGAUUAAGAAAUAGA